GAGGAAAAGUUAGUCAAGAUGGCAAAUCCCUCAGACCCGGAGUGAAGGGGCACCGCUCCCCAAAAAAAGCUGAGCCUGUCGCCCGUCCCGAGACAAACCCAGCGAUGCAAACUGCGCCAGGAGGCGUACGAGGGAUUCCCUGAAGAAAAAUGCCAGUGAGGCUGAAGCUGAUGUGACACAGCGUGUGCUGGAAGAAAGCUGACUCAUCAAAUAUCAAUCCCUCUGGGAGCCACUAAGCAGCCUAGAGCAGCUCACACCCCCACCAUCAACUCAGACUGGGGAAAGAAACCCCUCCAGCAGGAAUAUAUCCAACACCGGCUGUGGGCAAAACAAAUUUUGGCACCACAAAGCCUAACCGAGACUGCUGUCUUGCUGUCCAAGCUGAUAAUGACAAAGCUAAGAAUGACCAUACAGCGUUUCAGCUGAACUUCACCCAGUGACUGACUGACCCCCCAGAGACGUCAACAACCAGCUGAUACGACCAACUUCCUUCUCUAUCAGUUUUACCCAUACCAUCAGUGUAAAGUUCGGGGGGGGGCCCUCUGAGUCGCUCCCCACACCUCUCAGCCCAGCGCGGCACCACCACAGUCAGUCUGCCUUUAGCCCGCCUCGCAGACCAUGAUGUUUCGCGAUCAGGUGGGCGUGCUAGCCAGCUGGUUCAAGGGGUGGAACGAGUGCGAACAGACGGUGGCUCUGCUUUCCCUGCUGAAGAGGGUGAGCCGGACCCAGGCCCGCUUCCUGCAGCUCUGUCUGGAGCACUCCCUUGCCGAGUGCAUCGAACUGCAGGUCCUGGAGGGAGAGGCCAACAACCCAGGAGUGAUCAGCCAGUGGCAAGGCGAGCCUAAGGAGCGUGUCAUCUCGCUUGUCCUUACCCAUCUCCCACUCCUCAAACCCGGUAAUGUUGAAGCCAAGGGCGAGUAUAUGCGCCUGCUGCCACGCAUCCUGGCCCACACCAUCGAACAUGGCCACCACCUGGAGGAGUCUCGCCAGCUCCUUUCCUACGCACUCAUCCAUCCCGCAACCUCCUUGGAAGACCGUGCUGCCCUGGCACUCUGGCUCAACCACCUAGAAGAAAGGGCCGCUGCCCGGGGAGACUCACUGGAAAGGCCUCCUCCUGCUGGGCCGCACCACCACCACCACCAGUCCACGCCUCCAUCCACCCUCACUUCAUCAGGAUCCUCUCCCUCCACUAACACCACUUCAUCAGGCAACCUGUACGCCUUGCAUCACCACCAGCGCUAUGGCUCAGACGACCGCCUCAAUGGGUGGCAGAGCUCCAGGGAUUCAGGGCUGGGUGGAGGCUGGCAUCAGCAGCAGCAGGCCUGUGAGAACGGGCACCUGCUUCUCUACCCAUCAUCCUCUGUGCCGGCAACCAUAAACACAGUUGGAACUGGUGGAAGCGGUAACACUAUCCUGACAAGUGGAAGUUGCAGCCAGCAGCACAGUCCCCUGAAGCGCUCCGUGUCCUUGACACCUCCCAUGAGCGGCCCCAGCAACCAGCCUCUGGGCCACAUCUGGCUGUCCCAGGAGGAUUUACGGACCGCUAGAGGCCCAGCUCCAGACCAUGCACCUCUCUCACCCCAGAGCAGCAUCGCCUCCUCGGGCAGUGGAGGCAGUGAGCAUCUGGAGGAGGCUGGUUUAGGAGGGGGUUCAGGUCUGCAUCGCAGUUCCUUCCAUGAGGAGGGCAGUGGCAUGAGGGAUGUUCCUGCAUGGCUGAAGAGUCUCCGUCUCCAUAAAUACGCCACUCUCUUUUCCACUAUGACCUACGAUGAGAUGAUGUCACUGACCGAGGAGCAGCUAGAGGCGCAGAAAGUCACUAAAGGAGCCAGACACAAGAUUGUUAUCAGCAUUCAGAAGCUCAAAGAGAGGCAGAACCUACUGCGCAGCCUGGAAAAGGAUGUGUUGGAGGGCAGUAAUCUGCGUUCCCCGCUGCAGGAGCUCCACCAGAUGAUCAUGACGCCUAUCAAGGCUUUCAGUGGUGGAGAGGAGGCCUCCUUGCAGCGCCCCCUCUUGAGCCCUGAGGGUAAGAGCGCUGCACCUGGCUCCCACCUGACUGGGGGAGGCGGAGGGGAAGCUGAGUCGGGCGCAAGCAUCAUCGCAGAAGGGGAUCUACCUGGCCAGUUCACUCGUGUCAUGGGCAAAGUUUGUACCCAGCUACUGGUGUCAAGGUCAGAUGAGGACAACAUCAGCUCCUACCUACAACUCAUCGACAAGUGCCUGAUCCAUGAGUCCUUCACUGAGACACAGAAGAAGAGGCUGUUGUCAUGGAAACAACAGGUCCAGAGGCUGUUCCGGUCCAUUCCCAGGAAAACCCUCCUUGACAUAGCAGGGUACCGACCGCAGAGGAGCCGUUUUGGCCAGUCAAACUCUCUCCCCACCGCCAGCUGCGUUGGGGGCAGCGUGUCGGCCAGGAGGAGCCUUCGCCAGUUCCAGAUGCCCUCCAGGAGCUUGCCGGGUGCCAGGCUGGGCCUGUUGGGAAGCGGGGGGCUGCUGGGACCCACACCUCGCAGCUCCAGCAGCACACCCACUGGUCCCAAGCAGGGGAGACAGGGUCUGUGGUUUGCCAACCCUGGAGGAAGCAACAGCAUGCCCAGCCGGACCCACAGCUCCGUACAGAGGACCCGCUCCCUGCCGGUUCACACGACGCCACAAACCAUGGUCAUGUUCCAACAAGCUGAUCUUCAGUUACCAGUGACAGAGCCGGACAUCAACAAUCGCCUUGAGUCUCUGUGUCUGAGUAUGACAGAGCAUGCCUUGGGAGAUGGUGCUGACCGCACAUCAACAAUAUGAAAUGAGGACUUGAGUGAGAGCAGCAGGACAGCGCAGGUUCACGAGGCUCUCACAAUAAGUCACCUUGAGGUCACCAGCCCUCCCGUCCCCUCUCUCUGUAGCCAAUGGUAGAGCUCAACCAAAGGACCGGGCGGGAUUCAAGAAACACAAGAGAGCCGAUCAUCAAACGGCUAACACAAGCUAUCACAUUGGCACCGUCCAUCGGGUUGGAAAAACACACUUCCUGCUCCGCCAGCAUGCUCACAGUCACCUGCAUCUGGGUGAGGAGAGAGAAAAGCAUUGAACACGGCCUGGACAGUGUGGGAACAGCGCCCCCCCCCCCCCAUGGGGAGUCCAGAAGCAGUAAUGCGGUCCAGUCAGCCCUAGCAGAACGGAGGCACUGGCCGGUGGAUCAGGGCCCAGUGAGACUGAGGCCCCUUCCCUCUCAAACACUUUCUGGUCCCUGCACAUCGACGCCACAGCUCUUGGCAUCUUUCAGAUCCAUAACAGUACCUCAGACUCAAAAACAAGACAAGACAAGCAGAGCUACAAGGAAGCAGAAGGAAGUUUGGGAUUUCCUAGACUGUUUUCAGUGAGGACAGAAUGUCCAGGAUGCUUAUAGAGCUUGGGAAGGCCUCUUGCUCAGUACUGGGCUGCAAAAAAUCAUUUAUUUGUCUUGUAUGUAUUUGUUGUUUACAUAACGAUGCUACUUUCAAAGGGUACAGAAACAUGUAUGAAAUUCAGGUUAUGAAUUGUGUCAUAUUCUGUAAAGCCUUGGCUGUAUACCACCUUUACAUCCCAUGAGUAGCCGUCACGCUAGUUUACAACCAACCUGCUUAUUCUUUAUUUUAUCAGCCAACAACAAAGACAUGUCGUCUUGAACAUUUACCAAGAGAGAGCGAGAGGGGAGAAUGAGAGAGGAGGAGGUAGAGCAGAUGUGUGAAGGGGGAAAGGAGGAAGAAGGGGAGGUGGAGAAAGACACAGAAAGUAGAAGAAGAAAGAAUCGAGCUGAAGUGAUACUGGAAAGGGAAGCGGAUGUUUAACGGUGAAAGACAUCAGAGGCAGGACCUUUGAUCGGUUGAAGAUGACGGAGGAAGAUGAUGUCAAGUCUAAUCAUGUUAUGAGUCCGUUCAUGUGAGUGAGUGUAGGAGGACGUGAAUUUGGCAGCAGUGAGUUGCAUAUUGUUUAUCCAAAGCAUGUACUGUAUGAACUCUUUGAAUUCAAUAGAUAGAAAUAUAGGUUAUUUUACGUAAAUGGGAGAUUAAUACAGCUGUAUCGUCAGUGGGAUCUGUCUGCAUGUUCAGAUACCGGGCUCUGUUAUUUAAAGCAGGGUGAUUUGCUUAAGUUGCAUAUUACAACUAAAUAUCUUUCUCAGUGGAAAGGAAGAUUGUAAAAUGUGUGAAGCAGAGAAAACAGGAGAUAGCUUUGGUUUCCGCGCAGACCGUGUUGCUGAGAUGAUUGCAACAUGGCAGAAAUCACACACUGUCAAUCCAUGAAGGGUAGUUUUCCCAGAGAUUGUCUCAUUAGUUCUUACCUCCACCUGCUGGCCAAACACAGUCAUGGCGGUACAGACGCUGAAGUCCAUGGACACACAGGCACUGCGAAGACGCCAGCCUUUCAUUGAAAAACCAUCGAUGAGGAACAUUUGGGGAAAUGUCAGAGCUGGUUUAGUCUUUGCUGCAGGGAUUCCCUCAGAGAUUGCCCAUGUGACGUGGUCUUCUUCCUGUUCUGUCAGUGUAGGCCUACAUGGAAUAUAUAUACAUAUAC
This is a messenger RNA of Xiphias gladius (swordfish), 4536 nucleotides long. RefSeq names its product sterile alpha motif domain containing 4A (gene samd4a). Gene Ontology annotation, molecular function: protein binding; mRNA binding; translation repressor activity. The coding region runs from base 619 to 2790 and encodes 723 amino acids. NCBI's taxonomy places the organism in Eukaryota, Metazoa, Chordata, Actinopteri, Istiophoriformes, Xiphiidae. The transcript is spliced from 13 exons. Gene Ontology annotation, cellular component: P-body. The record is from RefSeq and is a predicted model, not a curated record. Gene Ontology annotation, biological process: negative regulation of translation; nuclear-transcribed mRNA poly(A) tail shortening; regulation of mRNA stability.